AUGGCUGCGAGAUCGGUCGUCAGCCACGGCUCAGAGUCCCUGGAUUUCUUCAUUCGCCGGUGCCCACCAAAAAUCGAGAUUGAGCUGUUCGGUCAAAAGCCCGGUCUGGUCACCUCAUACACCACCGGUGAUCGCAUUGAAGGAAAUGUGAACAUCCGGGUAGACACUGAUAUUCGCUUUGAUGAAGUUGAGAUUAUCUUUCAAGGUAUGCUAUCAGUGAAGCAAUCUGUCACUGUCUUUGGUAUUGGAACUGCGGAGUUGACAUUCCCCUCAGGCUCGUCGCAUACCAUUGUGGAGCGUGCAGCAUGCCCAGGGCGGACGGGGUCCCAGCAGAUGUUUCUCAAGCUUCGCCAGCCAAUUGAGGAGUCUGACUAUCCCUGCCCCCGUGUGAUGGAAGCCGGCCGGACAUAUUCAUAUCCCUUCACCUUUGUGGUGCCCGAUCGUUUGCUUCCGCAGGCCUGCACCCACCCGCGCUCCAGUAUCCACAUCCACAAUGCACACACCUCACUACCACCGACCUUGGGAGAUCCCAUGCUGGCUGGCAAUGGCAAGACCCUGCUGGAUGACAUGGCACCCAGCAUGAGUCAGAUCUCCUACAUCAUUCGUGCGGCAGUCCUCAAGAGAUCUGCCGGUGAUCAAGGCGGAUUGAAGACCUUGGCGAACAGGGCCAAGAAAGUUCGAAUCAUCCCCACCGUGGAUGAGGAGCCGCCCAUCAAUGUGGCCGACCACACUUUGUACACCACUCGAAAGGAAAAGAGUGUCAAGCGCGGGUUUUUGCGAGGCAAGCUCGGCCGACUGGUCGCUUCUGCUUCGCAACCUAGUCCCAUUCGGUUGCUCCCUCCUGGCUGUGUCACCGAUGAGACGAUCAGUACCGCGGCCACGAUUCAUCUUCGAUUUGAUCCUGUGGGGAAUGAACAGCCACCUCAACUGGGCUCCUUGUCAAGCAAAAUUCGAGUGAACACUUUCUUCGGUGCAGGCCCCUGGGAGGAUAUCCCGACCCAAAGGACCUCCACACUCGCCAGUCAAGUGGGCCAGGGACUCUUUGUGGAGUCUGUCCCCAUCUCCAACAUGUGCGUUGCCUCUGCGCAGUGGAAAAAGCACUCGUCACAAACCGAGCCCGACCGCCGUCCUUCGAUGCAGUCGAUGAUCUCAGACGAUUCACUCGAGUCAUCUCCUUCCGGUCCUCACACCACCUAUUUCACAACCUCCCUGGUGAUUCCCAUCAGUCUCCCCACGAAGAAGGCAUUUGUGCCUACAUUCCACUCCUGCCUCAUGUCCCGGAUCUAUGCGCUUGAUCUGUCGUUGACUUACCACACUCCGGGCGCCAACGUCCUCACCCCAACCAUUUCACUCCGUCUUCCGAUCCAGGUCAUCACCCGUCCCAAGAAUGCUCUCUCCACCAAGACCGAAUCCACCGUUAUUGUCACGCCAGAGGAAGUGGAUGAGUUUUUCCAGCCUCGUUCGAUUGUCCCGCCUCCCGCAUCGGUCAUUGCUAUGAACAUGGCUCCGCCAGAGUACUCGGAGGCUCGGGUCAUCCAGCGUGCACGAAACGCUCCUACGACAUCAUGA
This is a messenger RNA of Penicillium oxalicum, 1569 nucleotides long. RefSeq names its product arrestin (or S-antigen), N-terminal domain protein. The coding region runs from base 1 to 1569 and encodes 522 amino acids. The record is from RefSeq and is a predicted model, not a curated record. NCBI's taxonomy places the organism in Eukaryota, Fungi, Ascomycota, Eurotiomycetes, Eurotiales, Aspergillaceae. The transcript has a single exon.